AUGAGCAAUGAACGGACGACGACAGAGGACGACAAGGAAGUGCAGAGAUGCGUGAAAUCCGUGUCGCUGUUCAACGUGGUGGGCGGUGGCGGUAAACGCGUGUUUGAUACUGGUUCGCCGGUGUACGUUUUUGGUCAGCCGUCGAUGGAGAAGAUUUCCUACCCAGGUUUAUUGGACGAGACCGGCGCCGAGGGUCCGCAAAUGGCGCAGUACCCGACGGCCGCCGAAAGGAGUUCAUGUCCAUCGACGCAGCGAGUCAUGUCCGGCGGCUCAGCGAAGUCCGGUUCUUCGACGACUUCCGCCAGCGAGAUUUGCCGCAUCUGUCACUGCGAGGCUGCACCUGAGGCUCCUCUAAUUGCCCCCUGUUAUUGCAGUGGUACUUUGAAAUACGUGCAUCAAAAGUGUCUGCAGCAGUGGAUCAAGUCGUCACAGACCAAGGCGUGCGAAGUGUGUCGUUUCAGCUUUAUCAUGCAGACCAAAGUGAAACCCUUCAGGAAGUGGGAGAAAUUGGACAUAAGCUUGGUGGAGCGCAGGAAAAUCUUUUGCUCUGUAGCGUUUCACAUUAUUGCCAUUACGUGCGUCGUCUGGUCGUUGUACGUGCUGAUCGACCGCACCGCCGAGGAGAUACGCGAAGGUCAGCUAGAUUGGCCAUUUUGGACGAAACUAGUGGUGGUAGCUAUCGGCUUUACUGGCGGUUUGGUGUUCAUGUACGUUCAGUGCAAGAUGUACGUGCAACUGCUACAGCGCUGGAAGGCGUACAACAAAGUGAUAUACGUCGGAAAUUGCCCAGACUUCCCGAAGCAGAACCUCGCCUGA
This is a messenger RNA of Soboliphyme baturini, 816 nucleotides long. Lineage: Eukaryota; Metazoa; Nematoda; Enoplea; Dioctophymatida; Soboliphymatidae. The record is from the annotation of a GenBank genome assembly.